UUCAUUUGCAGUUUUCUUGCUGAGAGUACAGAAAUAUUUGAAAAAAUUCUUAAAACUUGCAUAAUUUGGAGGUAAAAAACUAUAGAUAAAAUGAAAACUCCACUUAGCCAGAAGACGGGCUUCUUCGCCGAAUACUAUCUGAAGCUCAAGGAGCAGGCGGGCGCCAAUUGCGAGUCGGACAUCGCCAAGUUAUCAGCGUGCAAGAGUGAUGAGGAGCGCGUGGCCUAUGUGGAAAAGUUGCCCUGGGUGCAGGAGGGGGAUGCCAACCUGGUGGUGAACCAGGAGUUCGCCGGCAAGAAUGCUUCUUUGGCGGCGGAGAUCAAGGAGCGGGCCACAGCGGCUUUUAAGGCCAAGAAGUGGCUCGAGGCCAUGAUGUUGUACACCAGGAGUUAUGUGGCGCUGCCCAGUGAAAACGUGGCGGAGAUACGUAUUGUGUUGGCCAAUCGUUCAGCCACUUUGUACCACAUGCAGAAAUAUCAAGAGUGCUUGAUUGAUAUCAGAAGAGCUUUAGAUCUUGGAUACCCCAAGGAUUUAAUCUACAAACUAUAUGAAAGACAGGCUCGUUGUUACAUGGCUCUCAAGGACUAUCCCCACACGAUUGAAGCAUUCAAGAAAUGCAUCACCGCCAUGGACGACUCCACGCUGACCUCUGACAAGAAGGCCAAACUGAAUCUAGAUGCCAUGACCAUGAUCAAGAUGCUGCAACAUGAUCCGCGGACCGCCAAACAGGAGGCCAAGCAGCAGAAACCGAAGUUGGCUUUGGAUCAGGCCCAGCCAGUUAAGUUGGAGAACGAGUUCGUAAGUCCGCUGGUGAGGAUUGAUAGCAAUCGGCAGGAGGGACGUUUUGCCAGGGCCUCGGCAGACGUAAAACCCGGCGAAGAGCUCUUAGUGGAGCGACCUUUUGUCUCAGUACUGCUGGAGAAGUUUACUAAAACGCACUGCGAGAACUGCUUUGUUAGGACUGUAGUUCCUGUCGCCUGUCCCCGUUGUGCCGAUGUUCUCUACUGCUCGGAACAAUGUCGUGAAGAGGCCUCUAAGAAGUACCACAAGUACGAGUGCGGCAUUGUGCCUAUUAUUUGGAGAUCGGGUGCCUCCAUUAACAACCACAUUGCCUUGAGGAUCAUUGCCAGCAAGCCGUUGGAAUAUUUCCUGAACUUAAGAAAAGCUAUUGACGAGGAGUUGACACCAGAGCAGCUGAUAAGCCUGCCCAAGGACGAUUUCCGCAGAGUGGCCCAACUGGAGAGGCAUCAGGGUGAACGCCAGCCCUCCAAUUUCUUCCAGCAUGUUUUGAUGGCUCGCUUUUUGACCCGUUGCCUCCGGGCAGGUGGAUACUUUGGAUCGGAACCCAAGACAGAAGAGGUGGCAAUCAUUUGCUCCCUGGUGCUGCGCAGUUUGCAGUUUAUCCAGUUCAAUACCCACGAGGUGGCAGAGCUCCACAAGUUCAGCUCCUCUGGUCGGGAGAAGUCCAUCUUUAUUGGCGGAGCCAUUUAUCCCACUCUCGCUUUGUUCAACCACUCUUGUGAUCCUGGCGUGGUGCGGUAUUUCCGCGGCACCACCAUCCAUAUAAACAGUGUGAGACCCAUCGAGGCGGGUCUUCCGAUCAACGAGAACUACGGACCGAUGUACACCCAGGAUGAACGCUCGGAGCGGCAGUCGCGGUUGAAGGAGCUCUACUGGUUCGAGUGCUCCUGCGAUGCCUGCAUCGACAACUGGCCCAGGUUCGAUGAUCUUCCCCGGGAUGUCAUCCGCUUCCGCUGCGACGCACCCAACAAUUGCUCCGCGGUUAUUGAGGUGCCACCGAGCUGCAAUGACUUUAUGGUCAAGUGCGUGACUUGUGGGGAGAUUACCAACAUCCUCAAGGGUCUGAAGGUCAUGCAGGACACCGAGAUGAUGACCCGCACAGCCAAAAGGCUCUACGAAACCGGGGAGUACUCCAAGGCCCUGGCAAAGUUCAUCGAUCUUAUUCGGAUUAUGUAUGAAGUGCUGGCACCGCCCUUCCCCGAUUUCUGCGAGAGUCAGCAGAAUUUGAAGGACUGUUUCCUUAAUUUGGGCAAUGUCUAUACUCUGGACUAAAGUGGAAUCCUAUAAACGCGGUAUAAACGUUACGUGGCUUUUGGAAUUUAAUUUGCAGCGGUAAAAAUACAAUAAAGGUGUUAACAGUCAAUCAAUUGGAAAGAAAAUAAAAUAGUUAAUAUUUCAUCUUGAAAAUAAAGUUCGACAUAUAAUGG
Messenger RNA from Drosophila ficusphila, 2228 nucleotides. It is a transcript of the gene Smyd4-3, whose product is annotated as SET and MYND domain-containing protein 4. The record is from RefSeq and is a predicted model, not a curated record. Lineage: Eukaryota; Metazoa; Arthropoda; Insecta; Diptera; Drosophilidae. The transcript is spliced from 6 exons. Gene Ontology annotation, molecular function: protein binding. The coding region runs from base 91 to 2073 and encodes 660 amino acids.